AUGACAGUGUACUCUCAGUUCACUGAUGAACCGAGACUGUACAUGGUGCACGAGACGAUACUGCCGUUCAUCGACCACAAGAAGUAUACCAGUCCGUAUUUUGAGAUUAUUGCCGUGUACAGCCUGCAUAUAGUGUGGCUUAUUUUUGUUGGAUUUACAGGUUAUGACGGCAUAUUUUCUGUUUGCAUCCUUCAUGUUUCAUUAAAAAUCAAAUUAUAUUCGCACAAGUUGCGUCAUCUAAUGGACGACCCAGAUAUUGAGGUCAUAAAACGCAAGAUUGAAACAAUAGUGAAGGAGCAGUGCGAGGUGUACAGUUUCAUUAAAGAAAUACAAACGAGCUUCGAGAUCUGGCUGGCCGGGAUAUUCAUCAUAUCGGUCAUACAGACGGGCAUGGCGCUCAGUCAAACGACAGCCAAAGGGGACAGCGACGUGAAGACCAUCUACUACAUGUUCGCGGCCGCUACCACCUAUGAAUCUGAUAUGUAA
Leptidea sinapis is the source of this 486-nucleotide messenger RNA. RefSeq lists its product as uncharacterized. The coding region runs from base 1 to 486 and encodes 161 amino acids. NCBI's taxonomy places the organism in Eukaryota, Metazoa, Arthropoda, Insecta, Lepidoptera, Pieridae. Gene Ontology annotation, molecular function: odorant binding; olfactory receptor activity. The transcript has 5 exons. Gene Ontology annotation, cellular component: plasma membrane. Gene Ontology annotation, biological process: detection of chemical stimulus involved in sensory perception of smell; sensory perception of smell. The record is from RefSeq and is a predicted model, not a curated record.